Molecule: messenger RNA, 1410 nt
Organism: Aspergillus aculeatus ATCC 16872
Lineage: Eukaryota; Fungi; Ascomycota; Eurotiomycetes; Eurotiales; Aspergillaceae
Product: oxidoreductase, short-chain dehydrogenase/reductase family
Exons: 3
Coding region: 1-1410 (469 amino acids)
Source: RefSeq, a predicted model, not a curated record
AUGGCGAUGGCUCUCGACGUCGGCUCUCCCUACCAUGGAUCUCCGCACCACCCAGAUGCUAUACACUAUAUAUCGACAUCACCAGCCUCUGACCCAUUGCAGUUACUCGCCUCAAACCCUGCCAUAUACCCACCAGGAUACGCGGGAAACCUGUCGCUACACAAUUACCGCAAACUACUGUCGGACAGCGAUCCUUUCAUCGAUGGCCAGGACGGAAAACUCCUCAGACGGAAAAACGCCGCUCUGCAUUUGAACCAGACCCAGCUCGAUUCUGUUCCCCUAAGCACUCCCUUCUCCAUGUCGUCUCCAGGGUCAAGUCCGCCGCCAUUGUCGCCGUCCUACUCCCCGAGCGCGCGGAGCGACCAAGAUCCGGACAUGCCGCACGGAUUUGGCCUGUCACUAAAUGUUGCUAUGCCUGCGCCGUUGAGCGCGCCGUUGAGCGCGACCUUUCCCAGAGAGAAUCCGCACAGGCUUCUGGAUACAUUCCGGGACAGACUCGAGAGCUAUCCCGAGCCAGGCACAGAUCCGGAAUGUUUCACCCGCAGGCACACUAGGACCCGCUCCGACUCCAUCCUAUGGAGCAUGAAGAAAACCACAGCGACCAUUGUUGAUCACGGCACGUCAUUCGAGAUCAUCAAUCCGCACGAGUCGCUGAACUUUGCCCGGAUCGUGUCUUUUAUCGAAGAUGUCGAUGCCUAUUCUCUUCGAGCAUCCAGCGGCCAUCAUCGCGAGUCGUACAUCGAGGUGAUUAAUGAGACGGAAGUGGACCCUAGUCCUGAAAGCCAACCUGGGGAUGACCACGCAGACCCGUGCUCGGAGCAGGAUUCCCAGCAAGUUCACCACGAAUUAGUUGGCGACUCGCCGCAUCUUCCCAUGCCGUCGAUAUCGGAGCGUCUGGAACGCGAGGACGCCGACGACAUGGCCUCAAAUUACUCGCGCUCGCCCGCUUGCACGCGUAAGCGACCGGCGCCGCUCAGACCGCGGGCCUGGACUGGCGAGAGUGACCUUGGGGAGCCGGGCUCCCCGAUCCGGGAAGAUGGCGAUUGUCGGUCUCACGUACAAUUCCCACUGCCCACCCCUUCCCCUUACUCCCUAAGCGACAGCCAUCCGACCUCCUUACCCGGUCCAGCGGCGGCCUACUAUGAUCUUAAUCUUUGGUACGGACCCCAUGGGGUCGACCAGGGGCAGGGUCACCCUCACCCACUCCUUUCCAAUCCAACCUCUCCACACAAUCUCUGCCCAUCCCCAUUCAUCUCCCAUCUGGCCCUGCCUCAGCAGCAGGAGAUCCGCAUCCAAAGCGGUAUAACCAAAAUAACCGACCGUCGUAAGAAGAACGUCAAACCGGGGAGCAGUGGGCCUCUGAAGCCCUUGAAGCGACUAUAUAACAUGCUCCAGCGAAAGCGGCAGUGA